GCGGCCCAGAUUAGCUCGUUAAUUUCUUGGGAAAAUGCAAUAAUUAAUUAUUGAGCGGAUGUAGAGCAACUGGUGGAUGAUGUCUGGGCUUUCAGCUAACAGACUGGGCGAAGCAGCCGUUAGGUUUCUAGAGGAUUUCUGCAAAACAGCAAGGCGUGUUGUAAUUAUGGGAUGUGUUGUGGCCCCGCCUACUUUCAAAUACACACCGCGUCAGCACCUCAGUCCUUGUCUUGUGGCCUUGUCCUUGAGCACUGCAGACUUAAAAGUGAAGACGGACAGAGAGUCUGCUUUUUUUUUGUUGUUGCUCCCGAGUGCAUGCAGUGAACAUAGAAUCGUGUGAUAACCAAUUGAUCAUGAUGUCCUACCUGAAACCAGCGCCUUACACAGUAAACGGGCUCAGUCUGGCUACUACUGCGAUGGAGCUUCUGCAUCCAACUGUGGGCUAUCCAGGAACUCCCCGUAAACAGAGGCGUGAGCGGACAACGUUCACACGCGCGCAGCUCGACGUGCUGGAGACGCUGUUCGCCAAGACGCGCUACCCGGACAUCUUCAUGCGCGAGGAAGUGGCCCUGAAAAUCAACCUUCCUGAAUCUCGGGUACAGGUGUGGUUCAAAAAUCGAAGAGCGAAAUGUCGUCAGCAGCAACAGCAGCAAUCCCAGAGCACCACGCAGAACAAAACCCGACCUGUCAGCAAAAAGACUUCUCCAGUCAGAGAGUUAAACCCGGAGAGCAGCAGCCCGUUCACCAGCACCUCAGCCACCUCGUUACCGGCUGUGUCCACCAGCACGGCCCCGGUGUCCAUCUGGAGUCCGGCCUCUAUUUCCCCGAUCUCAGAGCAGCUCUCUUCCGCUUCAUCCUCCUCUUCCUCAUCUUUACACUGUAUGCAGCGCUCUUACCCGGUCACCUACACGCAGGCGAGCGGCUACAGUCAACACUACGCAGGUACAGCGUCCUAUUUCAGCGGAAUGGACUGUGGCUCCUACCUCGGGCCUGUGCAUCAUCAGCUGAGCGGCCCCACAUCCACCCUGAGCCCGACAAGCACGAGUACAGUCAACAAUCACCUGAGUCCAUCAUGUUCACUCGCACCCCAGGGCUACGUAACUUCCGGGCUCGGGGUCAACGCGCCGUCCGACUGCUUAGAUUACAAGGACCAAAGCGCUUCUUGGAAGCUUAGCUUCAAUACCGACUGCUUGGAUUACAAAGAGCAAACCUCUUCGUGGAAAUUUCAAGUUUUGUAAUAACAUCUAAAAAAAGAACAGAAACAUUUCAUUAUUGAAUUUAUUCGAUAAAUACGAUACUGCGAUUUUUUUUUUAAUUCUCCCCUCCGAAACAAAGCAAUGCACGAAUCUCUGCCCAGUUUGUCACGUUUUGACUCGGGCUAAUAAAUUAUAUUUUUACUAAGACACCGGGGGAAAAUGGUUAACUCAUCGUACUGAAAAUGUCUGGCAAUUUAAAGUAGAUAUUUUUCUUACUAUUAUGCACUAU
Messenger RNA from Tachysurus vachellii, 1485 nucleotides. RefSeq names its product homeobox protein OTX2-like. Gene Ontology annotation, biological process: regulation of transcription by RNA polymerase II; multicellular organism development. NCBI's taxonomy places the organism in Eukaryota, Metazoa, Chordata, Actinopteri, Siluriformes, Bagridae. The transcript has 4 exons. The record is from RefSeq and is a predicted model, not a curated record. The coding region runs from base 354 to 1238 and encodes 294 amino acids. Gene Ontology annotation, molecular function: RNA polymerase II cis-regulatory region sequence-specific DNA binding; DNA-binding transcription factor activity, RNA polymerase II-specific. Gene Ontology annotation, cellular component: nucleus.